Molecule: messenger RNA, 1005 nt
Organism: Homo sapiens (human)
Lineage: Eukaryota; Metazoa; Chordata; Mammalia; Primates; Hominidae
Gene: TMDD1
Product: transmembrane and death domain 1
Exons: 1
Coding region: 33-986 (317 amino acids)
Biological process (GO): signal transduction
Cellular component (GO): membrane
Source: RefSeq, marked validated
GCACAGUCCUCGGUCCCUGGUUCCCGCCAGGGAUGGCGGCGCGGACUCUGGCGAGCGCCUUGGUCCUCACGCUCUGGGUUUGGGCGCUGGCUCCGGCGGGGGCCGUGGACGCUAUGGGCCCUCACGCAGCCGUCCGUCUGGCCGAGCUGCUGACCCCGGAGGAGUGCGGCCAUUUCCGGUCGCUCCUGGAGGCGCCCGAGCCCGACGUGGAGGCCGAGUUGUCCCGGCUUUCUGAAGACCGGCUGGCGCGGCCUGAGCCGCUCAACACCACGUCGGGGUCUCCGAGCCGGCGGCGGCGGCGAGAGGCGGCCGAGGACCCGGCGGGCAGGGUAGCCGGGCCUGGAGAGGUGUCCGACGGCUGCCGGGAGGCGCUGGCGGCCUGGCUGGCCCCCCAGGCCGCGUCCCUGUCCUGGGACCGCCUGGCUCGGGCCCUGCGGCGCAGCGGCCGCCCGGACGUGGCCAGGGAGCUGGGCAAGAACCUCCACCAGCAGGCGACGCUGCAGCUGCGCAAGUUCGGGCAGCGCUUCCUGCCGCGGCCCGGCGCCGCCGCCCGCGUGCCCUUUGCCCCGGCCCCGCGCCCCCGGCGCGCCGCGGUCCCCGCGCCGGACUGGGACGCCCUGCAGCUGAUCGUGGAGCGCCUGCCGCAGCCCCUGUACGAGCGGAGCCCCAUGGGUUGGGCGGGGCCGCUGGCGCUCGGCCUCCUCACCGGCUUCGUGGGGGCGCUGGGCACCGGGGCGCUGGUCGUCCUGCUCACGCUAUGGAUCACUGGCGGCGACGGCGACCGGGCGUCGCCCGGCAGCCCCGGCCCGCUCGCCACAGUGCAGGGCUGGUGGGAAACAAAGCUGCUCCUUCCUAAAGAGCGGCGCGCGCCCCCGGGGGCCUGGGCUGCAGAUGGGCCAGAUUCUCCCUCACCUCACAGUGCCCUUGCCCUCAGCUGUAAAAUGGGAGCACAGUCUUGGGGCAGUGGUGCUUUGGACGGUUUAUAAACGUUAAGAAAUACCGAAA